CACUAAGACGGUUGAGCGUCAGCCUUCCCAAGCAAAGGCCUUUCCGUAUUUAACAGCGGCGAAUCUGCGAGGCGCGACCCAUCGCCAGCUCAGUUUAGGCGGUUGUCAGGGUGAAUAAAGAUGGCGGCAGGGACCGAGGAAGACACAGAGCUGAGGGAUCUCCUCGUGCAGACGCUGGAGUCCAGCGGGGUGCUAAAUAAAAUAAAGGCUGAAUUGCGAGCAGCUGUAUUUUUAGCAUUAGAAGAGCAAGAAAAAGUAGAGAACAAAACUCCUCUGGUAAAUGAAAGUUUGAAAAAGUUUUUAAACACAAAAGAUGGUCGAUUAGUGGCCGGUCUUGUCACUGAAUUCCUUCAGUUUUUCAAUCUUGAUUUUACCCUGGCUGUCUUUCAGCCUGAAUCAAGCACAUUAAAUGGGCUUGAAGCUCGAGAAAGUUUAGCUCAACACUUGGGAAUUAUUGAAGCUGAAGGUACAGUAGAUGGGCCCUUACUACUGGAAGUAGUGAGAAGAUGUCAGCAGAAGAAAGGAGCUUCUAAUAGUGGAGACGUAGUUCCCAUAAUAUCUGGCAUUGUACAUUCUCCUCCAAAAUCAUCAGAUGGAAGGCUUAACUUACCCCCAUUGCCAAGUAAGAUACCAAGGUAUAAAGGACAUCGUAAAAAGAAACAGUGCUUGGACACGGCUGAGCAGGUUACUGAAAACAGUCAAAGCGAUACAACCAUCUCAUCUGGAGAAACAAAGAGUAAAGGCAUUAUUCACUUCUUACCUAAUGAAGCAAAAUUAGUUUCUCAACCAAACAGAGACCUAGAUACCAAAGAAAAGAAUAGCCUAGCAGAAGAGGAAGAUGAUGCAGAAGACGAUCCCUUCUUUGAUGAUCCCAUACCAAAACCCGAGCAAACAUAUGGCUGUGAUACUGUGGAAGAUGCCAAGGAACUGCCUGUAACUGAAGGCAGGCAGAAAUCAUGGGAGAGGAAAAAUGACUCUAGCAAAGAAGGAAAUAUUGCAUCUCUUUCUGGUACACCGCCCAUAAACAGUGGUCUUAAUUCUUUGAUUGGAGCAUCUCCAUUAAAGGAGCCUGACAGUGCAAACUCAAUUUUGAAAGACAUAAAGAUGGUGAAUUCUAAAUUUGGAUCACUUGAACUAGGGGAUGAAGAGGAAUAUGCUGAUGACUUCAACAGUGCCAGUCAACGUUCAGAGAAAAGCGAAGCCAGUAUUGGUGAAGAAAUAGAAGAUAUUUCUGUGGAAUUAGAUGAGUUCAAUACUAGUGAUAAACUUGAAGACUUCACACAAGACUUUACCAUUUCUCAGUUAAGUGGUGUAGCAGAUUAUCUAGAAGAUGUUGCUUGAUUGUAGGACAGAGAUCUUAAUCUGUUGGAUUGAGAACUUUUGUAGACUAUAUAAGACAAUCACUUUACUGUAUUAUCUCGCUCCAGAAUUGUGCCUUCUGUUUCAAAGGAAUAAAAAGACAAAGCUGGAGAUGGGGAGAAAAGCUUUUGAACUUGCAAGAACCGAACAAAUAUUUAGUUUUGGAGUGUAGCAUUGAAGAUUGCUCUCUAGUUCUGUUAAACAUUUCACAGAAGGUGAUGGAUGACCCGUUGCAGGCAGCGGAUAUACCAAGAUGAUUUCUUCUACACAAAUCCUUAAGGGAAAAUAUCUGCAAAGCAGAACAAUGGCAGAUGUGAUGUAUUGGUAUAGUAACCAUCUGGCUUUUGGCUGAAAAAUGAAGAAAAUUCAACUUGCUUUUUUGUUGACCUUAUUAUAAUUGUCAGUUUCAAUAAUAAUUUUCUGUAAUAGCUGUUAAAGUUAUUUCAGCAGCCACAGAAUAUCAGCCAAGAUUUUCAAAACUAACUAGUUAAGAUGCCUGACCUGAAGCAUGUUAGAAGAUCUUGUUGUUUGAACUAUGAAUCACCAUAACUUCUAGUAAGCUAGCCCCUUGUUGCAGCUUGGGUGCUUAGCUUUUCUGCAUCAAGAUCACUAGAUACUUGGAAUAGAAAAUUGGAAUAUGAGCCUUAACUCUAAACCUAUUUUUAUAGAUUUAAACAUUUGCCACUCUAAGUUAGGUGCCUGUUUGUUAAUUUAAUGAAAUAUCUAAAUGGUUAUUAGCAUGGGGUUUUGUUUUGUUUUUUUGAAACACAGCUAACUACAGAAUAAAACUGUUCCAGAAGCAUUGCUUACAGUUUUGGAACUUCUGUGGUAAGAAUUAUUUACCUGAAUAAUUAUUUUGCGUGUGUGUGAGAGAGUGUUUUUGAGCACAGAUCUUCUUUAGUCUGCUUCUGGACGACUGUAAAUUGUGAAUCACACCACCUGCAUCAAUUUAAAUGCUCUUCCCUACUAACCAAAUGUCUCAGUUCGCUUAAGGAUGCUGUACAAAUUGUCAAUUCCUUGUACAUUAGUAUACAAAAUCUCCAUUUAUUUUAAAGGGCUUGCAUAAGAAUUGUAGCAUUUGUAUCACCAAUAUUUAGCUAAAGCCAUCAUUGAAUAAAUGAUUAGAAGCCAGGGUGGUGUGUUCCGUCACAAAUCUCUCCGAAACAUAGUAGACCUUUGUUAUAAGUGUAUGAGGAGGCAAAGGUUUUUCACUUUUGGCAAAAAUAAGGUCAGCGAUCCAGAAGGUGCUAACUAAAUUUAAGU
Molecule: messenger RNA, 2622 nt
Organism: Gekko japonicus
Lineage: Eukaryota; Metazoa; Chordata; Lepidosauria; Squamata; Gekkonidae
Gene: CEP43
Product: FGFR1 oncogene partner
Exons: 14
Coding region: 121-1341 (406 amino acids)
Biological process (GO): microtubule anchoring
Cellular component (GO): centrosome
Molecular function (GO): protein binding
Source: RefSeq, a predicted model, not a curated record